GACCAAAUUGGUGUUUGGUUCACACACCAUUACACAUUCUUCAGAUGCAUGCGUAAUCAUUCCCACCAAAAAACAAAUUAAAUUUACAAAGAAGAAUAACUAGGGACCUGCCUAAUCUGUUCCUUCCUUACAUUUGGUGUCACAUAUCAGCAACAACUUCCGAUGAAAACUCCUCUGCUUUCAUGGCUUUUCUUACUCCGCAUUUGCUAUGUUUCACUCACCUUCCAUACGCUUGUGGUCUCUACCCAAUGUCCCGGCGAUCAGCAAUCUUUGUUGCUAAAAUUGAAGAACACCCUCGCAUUUAACCAUACAGCGUCUAAAAAACUUGUGAAGUGGAAGAAUGGAUCGGAUUACUGCUCUUGGGAAGGAGUGUCCUGCAAAAAGGGUUGUGUUUCGAAUCUGGACUUGAGCAGCGAGGCGAUUACUGGUGGACUUGAUAAUUCCAGUUCUCUUUUCGGUCUGAAGUCAAUCGAGAACCUGAAUUUGGCUUACAACAACUUCAAAUACACUCAGAUUCCUACCGAGUUCAAGCAGCUAACGGGUUUGACCAAUCUGAACUUGUCGAAUGCUGGCUUUGCGGGGCAGGUUCCGAUUGAGAUUUCACACCUUACGAGGUUGGUAACUCUUGAUUUGUCUACCUUAUAUUUCCCCGGAUUUCCUUCACUGAAUCUUGAGAAGCCGAAUUUGAAUGUGCUCAUUCGGAACUUUUCUGAGCUUCUUGAACUUUAUCUUGAUGGAGUGAAUAUAUCAGCACAGGGGAAUGAGUGGUGCCAAGCUAUAUCAUCUUCACUGCCAAAAUUGAGGGCGUUGAGCUUGUCCAAUUGUAAUCUUUCAGGCCCUAUUGAUAGUUCAUUACUGAAGCUUCACUCACUCUCGGUUAUUCGUUUAGAUUACAAUGAUUUCUUUAUUCAAGUUCCAGAGUUCUUCUCAAAGUUCCCAAAUUUGACUUCCUUGCACCUACGUGGUUCUUGCUUAUAUACAUGUUCUAGCUUAUAUGACAGAGGUUCUUGCUUAUAUGGUACAUGUGCUGGCUUAUAUGGUACAUUCCCAGAGAAGAUCUUCCAGGUACCUACACUACAGACUAUUGAUUUGUCAGGCAAUCAACAGCUUCAGGGUUCCUUACCAGAAUUUCCAAAGAAUGCAUCUCUUCGGUCCUUGGUUUUAAGCGGAGCUAACUUUUCAGGGUUACUACCAAACUCUAUUGGCAACCUCAAAAUGUUGUCCGAGAUAGAUAUUUCGUGGUGCAGUUUCACUGGAUCAAUCCCAAGGUCAAUAGAAGACCUUCAUCAAUUGGUUUAUUUUGACAUGUCAGUCAACAAGUUCAAUGGUUCAGUUCCAUCCUUCAGUUUGGCCAAGAAUCUGAUCAUGAUAAAUCUUUUUCACAAUCAACUAACGGGUCAGAUUAAUUCCACUCACUGGCAAAACCUUACUAAUCUGAUGUAUCUCGACUUGAGAUCCAAUCAAUUAGAUGGGACUGUUCCACUAUCUCUUUUUUCUCUUCCCUUGCUGCAAAAGCUACAGAUUUCCAAGAAUCACUUCUCUGGUCAGUUGCCUGAAUUUGCUAAUAACUCUGUACUGGACACCCUUGAUUUAAAUAGCAACAAUUUGGAAGGCCCAAUUCCCAUGUCCAUUUCUAAUCUCCGAGGGCUAAAGAUUAUUUCACUUUCUUCAAACAACUUCAGUGGGUCGUUUCCUCUCAGUGCUCUUCGACAGAUAAGAAAUCUUUCGAGUCUUGAUCUGUCAUACAACAGCUUGUUGAUUACUUCUGCUGAUAUUAAUUCCUCUUAUUCUUCCUUUCCUCAACUUACCACAUUGAAAUUGUCUUCUACAAAGUUGAGAGAAUUUCCGCAUUUCUUGAGAAAUCAAUCAAAUUUAGGCACUUUGGACCUAUCACAAAACCAGAUUCAUGGUGAGAUACCCAACUGGAUUUGGAGGCUCAUUAAUCUUUCUGAACUAAAUCUUUCUUGCAACUCCUUAGUAACACUAGAAGGUCCUUUACUUGGAUAUCCUCCUUCUCUGUCUAUGCUUGACCUUCAUUCCAACCAGCUUAAGGGACAAAUUCCAAUGCUUCCACAAUUGGCCACUUAUCUAGAUUACUCAAGAAAUAAUUUCAGCUCAAGCAUUCCGGCUGACAUUGGUGAUUUCCUUAUGUACACUGUGUUCUUCUCUCUUGCAAGCAACAAGUUAAAUGGAAGCAUUCCAGAAUCAAUGUGCAAGGCACCAUAUCUUCAACUUCUUGAUCUGUCCAGUAAUUCCUUAAGUGGCAUGAUUCCCCAGUGCUUAAUUGCAGGAAGCAGUUAUAUUGGAGUACUUAAUUUAAGGACCAACAACCUUACUGGUGCUAUUCCUGAUAAAUUUCCUCCAUCCUGUAGUUUGCAAACGGUAGACCUGAAUGGAAAUCAGAUAGGAGGCCAAUUUCCAGAAUCUCUAGGCAACUGCAACCAGCUAGAGGUGUUGAACCUUGGAAACAAUCAGAUCACUGGUACUUUUCCACGCUCUUUAAACAAAAUGCCCCUAUUACGUGUCCUUGUUUUUCGAUCAAACAAAUUUUAUGGGCGCAUUAGAUGUCCUAAGACCUAUGGCAGCUGGCCAAAGCUUCAAAUUAUUGACCUAGCACACAACAAUUUCAGUGGUCAUAUACUCGGAAGAUGCUUGAAAACCUGGCAGGCGAUGAUUGCCGACGAAGGUGCUGGCCUGUCACAACUCGACCACAUCAAAUUUCAGGUCCUAUCAUCACUCUCUCAGAUAUAUUACGACGAUAAAGUAUUUGUUACCACCAAAGGUCUAGAGAUGGAGCUGGUGAAGAUUUUGACUAUCUUCACCUCAAUUGACUUAUCGGGGAACAAAUUCACCGGAUCAAUACCUGUGGAAAUGGGAGAACUCAAAUCGCUCUAUGUCCUCAACUUGUCUAGUAAUGCUCUAACAGGUGAAAUCCCAUCAUCUUUGGGCAACUUACAACAUGUUGAGUCCUUAGACUUGUCGAACAACAGCCUGAGCGGGAAAAUUCCAUCACAGCUCACAAACCUCACUUUCCUUGCAUUCUUGAAUCUCUCAAACAAUGAACUGACCGGAAGGAUCCCAACCUGCACUCAGUUUUCGACAUUUCCAGCAGAUUCCUUUGCAGGCAAUGAAGGGUUGUGGGGGCCUCCUUUGACAGGUUAUAUCCCCUCAGGAUUGCCACUACCAGCACCACUGAAAAAAGGUCAUUCUAAUGCUCGGCCUGAAAUUGAUUUUGAUCUUAUAAGUGCUGAGAUUGGAUUUAUCUUCGGCCUUGGAGCUUUCAUCGGGCCUCUCGUGUUCUGUAAGCGAUGGAGGAUAUGGUAUUACAAAACUGUGGAGAACAUCUUCUUCAAGAUAUUCCCUCGUCUGGAUAGAAGAAGCGGUUACAGAGGAAGACAUGUUUACAUAAACAGAUUUUGGAGAUAAACUCACACUCAAUCAUGCUUGGCUUGACCAAAACCCUAUCUUUCUGGUUUCAAAUUUUCAUUUCCUAGCAAAUAAGAAGCCGUCUGAUCAUAUCGACGAGCUGAUCUUGUUCUUAGUAAGAUAAAUGCAUGUUAAAGUUCUGAAUACAUUAGCUUCUUGUUGAAUUGCUGAUUCGUCGAAUAUUGUAACGUAAUCUUAAUGUUUUGUGUGAACUGUGCUUGUUUAAAGCAAAACACUUCUUUCAGUUUUUAUUCUUGUAAAGUUUGGAUGAAUGUGAAGUUUCAGUUUUUGUUCUUGUGAAGCUUCAACUUCUUCGGAAUUUAUUAAAACUUUGAUCUCAUUUAUUGA
This is a messenger RNA of Malus domestica (apple), 3774 nucleotides long. Lineage: Eukaryota; Viridiplantae; Streptophyta; Magnoliopsida; Rosales; Rosaceae. The record is from RefSeq and is a predicted model, not a curated record.